This is a messenger RNA of Pyricularia pennisetigena, 1173 nucleotides long. RefSeq lists its product as uncharacterized. Gene Ontology annotation, cellular component: nucleus; cAMP-dependent protein kinase complex. Gene Ontology annotation, biological process: regulation of protein phosphorylation. NCBI's taxonomy places the organism in Eukaryota, Fungi, Ascomycota, Sordariomycetes, Magnaporthales, Pyriculariaceae. Bases 1 to 1173 code for a protein of 390 amino acids. The record is from RefSeq and is a predicted model, not a curated record. The transcript has 2 exons. Gene Ontology annotation, molecular function: cAMP-dependent protein kinase regulator activity.
AUGUCCGCUAGCGGCUUCACCAGUCCAUUUGGGGCCAAUUCGAACCCCUUUGGCUCGCCGGAAGAAAGGAGAGGUGUGGCCGGAUCUAUCCAACCGGUACUGGAAGAGGAGGAGGUCGAUGGAAUUGGCAGUGACCCCAUUUCAUUCAAAAGCCCUGGAUUCCGGGCACCAUUCGGUGGAGGCGACGCAAACUCGGAAGGACCACCAUCCUCCAGGCAACAGAACCCAGAUGGGUAUCCAGCCCAGUACAACUUUGCAAGGAGAACUUCAGUCUCGGCCGAGUCACUGAAGCCGAUUGCCGAUUCAUAUGACAAUUGGACCCCGCCCUUCCAUCCAAAGAGUGCCGAGCAGCUGGACAGGCUGAAGAAGGCCAUACAAGGCAACUUCCUUUUUAGCCACUUGGACGAUGAGCAAAGUGCUCAAAUUCUCGGCGCUCUGGUGGAAAAGCCCAUCCCUGCCAAGGACAUCAAGGUAAUUGUCCAAGGUGAUGCUGGUGACUAUUUCUAUGUUGUUGAGAAGGGCAAGUUCAACGUCUACGUCAACUCCAGCGGCGUGAUGCAAGCAGGAACCCAAGGCCUGGGCGACCACGUCGGUACCAUCGAGGCAGGAGGCUCUUUUGGCGAGCUGGCGCUCAUGUACAAUGCACCGCGAGCGGCUACAGUCAUGUCAGCCGAGCCCAAUUGUGUUCUUUGGGCCCUGGACCGCGUAACUUUCCGCCGCAUCCUCAUGGAGUCGACAUUUUCGCGUCGCCGGAUGUACGAGAACUUCCUUGAAGAGGUUCCCAUCUUGUCUACGUUGACAGCAUACGAGCGAUCGAAGAUUGCCGAUGCACUUGAGACACAAAAAUACCCUCCUGGCACAGUUGUAAUCAAGGAGGGUGAUCCGGGCGAAGACUUCUACCUCCUUGAGUCCGGCGAGGCUGAAGCUUUCAAAGCGGGGAUUGACCAACCUGUGAAGCUCUAUAAGAAGGGUGACUUCUUUGGAGAACUUGCUCUGCUAAACGAUGCACCGCGCGCUGCCAGUGUGGUGAGCAAGACGGAGGUCAAGGUAGCAGCACUGGGGAAGUCGGCCUUCCAAAGACUCCUUGGGCCAGUGGAGCCAAUUAUGAGGCGCACAAGAUAUGAUGCCAUCAAAACCGGUGUCGAGGAAAUGGAUCCACUACAGGCUGCCUAA